Molecule: messenger RNA, 1862 nt
Organism: Umbelopsis ramanniana AG
Lineage: Eukaryota; Fungi; Mucoromycota; Umbelopsidomycetes; Umbelopsidales; Umbelopsidaceae
Exons: 4
Coding region: 37-1719 (560 amino acids)
Source: RefSeq, a predicted model, not a curated record
GUUGUCUGACCUGUAGUCUUUCAUACCUACUAUCAUAUGGGAAUUAGUUGGGCCGUAGAUGCAAAUCCAUCGCAAGUGUAUGACAUGCCGCCAAGACCUGAACUAUCCAGUAGAGGAACUAUCGUGAACAGAGAGAAAGAUCAGGUUGCUCAUUAUUAUCGAGAUGCGCAACGGUAUCCAUCUCAGUUCAUGAAUGAGUCUUCGUACCGGACUAGUGAAGGUGGUAGCUCGCGGGACCCUAGAAUUUCUCAUUAUCAAAGCAGUACGAGAGAAUCGACGAGAGGUUCGCAUUCUAACUAUUCAUCACAUGCUGGAAGUCACCAUCGAUUACAACCAUCAGUUCAUCGGUACCCUAUCAAGCAACCUGAUUUCUACUCCAGAUCAACACACCAUUCAUCACCGACAUCCUCUGUUUCUUCUUCUGACAGAUAUGAAUCACCUACGCCUAUGCCACAAAAACAAUCAGGACGCCAAGAUAAAGGCAAGGUAUCGAGCAAAUCCGUUGCAGGUUCAUCUGGGUUUGAUAACGAUCGCUAUGAUACAUCACACCGGAACGAAGACCGUCCAAAGAUUUCGUCAAGAGAAACAUCCAGAGAACCAUUGAGAGAAUCAUCAAAAGAACCUACUGCUGCGCAAGUCGCAAAAUGGGUCUCAGCAUCACCGAAAGACUCUCGACAACUUGCAAAGUUCGCGUGUGGAAAAGGCGGUAUCCUGAAAAACGGUCCAAAGACUUUGGCAGAGCGUGAAAAUUUUGCUCAAGCCAUCGAGAAAGACGAGAUUUCUUGGGAAGCUCCAAUGGUGUUGGCGGUUGACUUCGUUUAUGACGUUCCUGUAUUUCCAUCACCGUCAGUCUCAACUUUAAAAAAGUCUGCUCCUCCUCCGCCUACCUCUGGUGAUGAAGAACGUUCUCAUAAGAAGUCAAGGAUUGAACCCACUUCUACCGAAUAUGAAAGAGGCUCAAGCAAGCAUUUAAGCUAUGAUAGAUCUAAGGAUGAUCUUGAAAACAAUUCGAGCAGAAACUCAAAUAUAGAACCAUCUUCCAAGCUAGCAGCUUCUUCGAAUGGUAGUGUAAGUGGUAAUGCUGAUGCUCAUGUUGGCAGGAUUUCAGCUACUACCAGUGCGUCAGCGGCCGUUCCGACAUCCUCAACGGAUUUAGUGCAGGUUUCCAUACAUCGAAAGAUCAAGAAUACCAUUACGGUCAUUAAUGCUAUCCUCGAAGACGGCGGCUACUGCUACAUGCCUUAUCGAGCUUUUGAAAAGUCCUACGAUCGCCUUCGGGUCAACAUGUCUCCCGCCAUGACUGGUGCUGAACUCAAUCAUGCUUUGCAAAGUGAUCUCCAGACUGAAGUGUCAAGUCAUGUCGUUUUAACAAUGUUCCCUGGAAAUCCAUUAGCCAGAUACAUUCGCUUGAAAGUCAGAGACAUCCAACACAGACGAAGUCAAGAGGACGAUCACACUGAAGCAUUCAGACGGCGAUUCUUAUCUGAGGCUAGUAAAAUAGUUUUCCCCGGAACAAUCAUUAGCAUCCAUGCCCUUGUUUACCUGAUGGAGUCGCUCAGACCUGAUCCCUUGUCCGAUGCAGCCGUCAGACAUAGGUUGGGUCAAGUUGAUUUAUACGACUUUCUGAUCAGCUCCUCGAGUGCUUGGGAUGCUCAUCACAUGGGCCACUUUGAUCGUGAAUUAGUUGCCUUCAACCCACCAAAACCACCACAUGUGUAAAUAAUGCAGCUCGCAUCGUCAUUUGCAAAACCAAUAAGUACACACGCAUGCAUAAAAUGUAGAAAUAAACCUAAGAAAACACUCUUUUCCAUACCAUUCAUUGCUGCAUAACAUCCUGGUUAGCCAUCGAUUGUAGGGUUGGU